Messenger RNA from Lingula anatina, 2902 nucleotides. RefSeq names its product solute carrier family 22 member 15. Gene Ontology annotation, molecular function: transmembrane transporter activity. Gene Ontology annotation, cellular component: membrane. The record is from RefSeq and is a predicted model, not a curated record. Gene Ontology annotation, biological process: transmembrane transport. NCBI's taxonomy places the organism in Eukaryota, Metazoa, Brachiopoda, Lingulata, Lingulida, Lingulidae.
UCCUCCUCUUCCUUUGUAUGCUUCAUGGUUGAGGACUCUAUUUGUUUCAUUCAGGCAUUCACUCGUCGUUUUAUUUUCGGGCGGGCUCUCUUUCUGAACCCCCCUUUCGAUUGAUUCGAUGUACGCUCCCUAUCCCUUCCUCCACUCCCCUUACUUUUUCAUUUGACCUUUUUAUAUGUAGUGUUUUCAGUAAAACCUUCGAAGAUAAUUGAGCGUAUUGCUGUACAUGAGCUAGUAUAGUAUACAGGUACAUGUGAGUAGGAACCGCACGCCACAUUAGACAACGGCCGAGAUACAUGCGCAGAAGUGAUUUGUGGGAGUUUCUCACCAGCAUAACGUAUUGUGGGGGCUGUUUUCGUAACGAGGAGGUAACUGUAUGUGUGUAAGUUAGGACGGACCCCUCAGGACAGGGCAAAACACACCGAACGUCUGGAUAGGCAGAGGUUGAGCGAGAUUUGCUUCGGUUUCCACACGUCGUGAUAUACGGAGCGUAACUAAUCAAGAGAUCUGCCCAAUAAUUAUAUAACAAAGCGUCCAAGUUAAAAGAUGUCUGGGAAAUUCCAAGAGGUUUUAGAAAAAGUUGGCGGCAUUGGGCGGCGACAACUAGCUAUCUUCGCUGCAAUUAAUCUCACUGAUUUCGUGACGGCGUGGACUAUAAUGCUGCCUGUAUUCACUGGAAUGAUUCCUCACUGGACAUGUCCUGUAACAGGACAUAAUCUUAACCUCACAAACUCAACUAAUAGAAUAAACGGCACGUCAACUGUUGGAAUCUACAACAUAACAAUGGCCGAUGGAAAUUCUUCCCUGGUUCAGCGAGACGUUUGCCAAAAGAAUGCCACGUUUGGGAUAUGCGAUGGCAUACAGUAUGUCUCAGAUUUCACGUCUGUGGUAACAGAGUGGAACUUGAUCUGUGACUUAGAUGAAAUAAGCGACCUCAUCACAACGAUCCAAAUGAUUGGCAUUGUUUUUGGGGCUUUUUUGAUCAGCCAUCUUGCCGAUAUGUUUGGUCGAAAGAAGGUCUGGAUUUCGGUGGUGACCCUCAACUCAAUGGUAGGGUUCGCAAAUGCGUUCUCUCCAUACUGGGAAAUGUUUGCUGCCAUGCGCUUCUUUAACGGAAUGGCUAGCGGGGGUUUGCUUAUAUUGAGCUUUAUCUGGCCGCUGGAAUUCAUUGGGACGAAAUACCGCAGUAUAUGCGGCGCGGUGAGCUUCUGGCAAAUAGGGACCAUGUGUCUUGCGCUACUGGCAUAUUUUGUUCGAGACUGGAGGACACUAGUAAUGGUGACAUCAUUAUUCCCAGGGGUACUGUUCUGGAUAUUGUACAGAUUUUUGCCUGAGAGCCCAAGGUGGCUUGCGAUGAAUAACCGUCUAGAGGAAGCUAUGGCUAUUUUGGAGGCUAUAGCUAAGACUAACAAGAAGCCGCUUCCAGAUAAGGACGUUCUGCAGAAGGCAGUAGAGGAAGAUAAGAAUAUCGAAGAAAAACUAAAAAAAUACAAUUUUAGUGAUCUGUUCAGGACUCCUACGUCGACCCUUCACACUUUAGUGCUUAUGUUUGUAUGGUUUGUCUGCACGUCUUCGUACUAUGGUCUAUCGUUAAAUGUGAAGCACAUGCCUGGGGACAUCUACGUCACCACUGUUCUUCUGGGACUGGUUGAGUGGCCUGCGGUUCUCUCGACUACCUGUCUUAAUAACGUCAUUGGUCGUCGACCCACGAUGUUUGGUUAUAACCUGAUUGGAAGCCUUGCUAUGCUGUCUGUCAUAAUCGUGCAUCUUUCAGGGCAAAUGGAAAGCCAAGAGAUCUUAAUUACAGUUCUUGCGCUGGUUGGUAAAAUGGGAAUUUCUUCAGCAUGGGCUGUUGCUUAUCUUUACACGGCAGAACUAUUUCCUACGGUUGUAAGGAGCAUUGGUUGUGGUGCAGCUUCGAUAGCCGGAAGAAUAGGUGGCGUUGUAGCGCCCCAGUUUGUAUAUUUGGCAAAGGUGACCCCAGUGCUUCCUUUCAUCUUAUUCAGCAGUUUAGGAUUAGCGGCGGCUUUCACCGGGCUUCUUUUGCCAGAAACGCGCUCAAAGGGAUUGUCGGACGCGCUGCCUGAAUGGUCAUGGUGCGGUCGUAAUCGGACUACUGGCGACGAUGACCGCGAUGACAUAACACGGCACCAAGGCUGAAUUGCCGGGAUUAUGUUGAAUGAAGGAAAGAUUGCAGAGCUUGGAAAAGCUUACAAGCCUUAAUCAUUAUCCAAAACAUUGGUCAUUAUUUUCGUUUUUGAAACAAAACUAUAACGGAUGCUGAAUAAACUAGUUGUUCUGAUAUCAAACUGGUGUUCUUAAAAAGGGAUAAUGAUUUGCAUCUGACGUCAAAACGCACAAGAAAUAAAGGAAAAAUUAAAACUUUUUGAGUGAAAAUUAAUUUGUCCGAUUCUGCACUGAACCAACCGGAAAUCAUAAAAGUAUGCGCGUUGCACGUUGGGUUCAAGUUGUUUUAAAAGGCAAAAUCGCCUCUGCCGUCCAGAUAAAACAGUACUCUGUUAACCAAAUGGUCAAAACUGGCAGUGAGACAAAACGAUUUACCCAGUAAACUAUAGUAGUGUAGUUAGAAACCGUGGUUGGUUACUGAUUUCUGAGGUGAUUGGUAAUAAACGACGAAAUACAGAAGCCAGCGUUUAUGAUACUUAAUUUUUUAUUUCUCACAUACGUGACAAGUCUGUCACCUAAGCAAGAACAGUCUUUGACGAUCUACCCGUAUCUAUAUGCUGACACGGGCUAAAUGCUAUUUUUACUCUACGUAAAACUUGAAUAUAUAUAUUUGUGUCCGAUUUGAAAACAAGAGUAAUAAAACUUAAUACUGGGACUACAUUACUUCUUAUAACAUUAAAAUAUUUUACGGGUGGAAAAUUUACAUAACGCUCGG